AUGAACGUCGACGCGUCCUCACCAGUUCUCGCCUACCCCACCAUCGGUGGGUACCGUAUCGGCGAGCAGAUCGGUGGUGGAGGCUUCUCAAAAGUGUUCCGCGCGAUCGACGAUGCCAAGGGCCGCGUCGCAGCUUGCAAGGUCGUCAACCUUUACGCACCAGAUGGGUACGCUCCGUCAUUAAAGGACCUCCAGAAGGAGGUGCAGGUGCACAAGUCGCUCAAGAGCGCCAACAUCUUGGAGUUCCUGCACUACGAGCUUCUCGAGCGCGGCAAGACGCAGCACGUUCCAGGACUGUACAUGCUCCUCGAGCUGGCUGUCGGUGGCGACCUGUUUGACAAGAUAGCGCCAGAUGUCGGUGUCCCGGAAGACCUCGCCAAGUUCUACUUUGCGCAGUUGCAGGCGGCCGUCUCGUUCAUCCACGAGAAGGGCGUCGCGCAUCGAGACCUCAAGCCUGAGAACCUGCUCCUUGCGGCCAACGGAAACCUCAAGCUGACAGACUUUGGUCUGUGCGCCGUGUACAAGUACAAGGGAAAGAAGCGGUUGUUGAGCGGACGGUGCGGGAGCAUGCCGUACGUUGCGCCAGAGCUUGGUGGACAAGGCGGCUACGAGGCCGAGCCUGUUGAUGUUUGGGGAAUGGGUAUCGUCCUCGUCACCAUGCUCGUGGGCAAUACUCCAUGGGACGAGCCAUCAGAAGCGACGAGUCCCGAGUACCAGGCAUACCUCGCCGGCCAGUUAUGGAACUAUGAGCCGUGGAACAGGAUACGUGGCGCGGCGCGCGACCUUGUUGUCCAGCUCCUCACUGUUGAACCCAUACGCCGCAUCCGGGUCCAAGACAUUCCGUCCCAUCCGUGGUGCAUGACGCCUUCGCAGCUUACGCGUGAGCAGCUGCCUGAAGCGCUCACGCAGGGAUUGCGCAGCACUGGUAUGAUGGCCGUCGCAGACCCUACAUUCAACGACGCGUCAUACGCCGUGAGCCGCUCGCAGCGUGUCUUCGGCGACUCUCAAUGGGGCUCGCAGUGGAACCAGCAGGAGAGCCAGUUUAUGCGCGCGACGGGCAACCUCACCCAAGGCGGCGACUAUGAUGCCGUGACAACACGUUUCUGGCUCACCCUCCCUCCAGCGGAGGCAUACGACAUGGUGCGCGAGUACUUGGCCUCCCAGUUGCCUGAAGACGGCAUCCAGGCGCGUAGCACGUACUUCCGCGUGGCCAAGGCCGCUGGUGGGCGGAGUGUGCGCGGCACGUUCCUGUUCCAGGAGAGUGACACUCAUGCGCCGACCGGGCAGACGCUCGUCUCGAUGCGUCGUGAGAAGGGCUCAAUAUUGCAUUGGCGCGCAUUCUGGUGGACGAUCGUGCGCGCACCUCAGCUGGACGGCUACGUCGUCAGAGGUGACUCAUGA
This is a messenger RNA of Cutaneotrichosporon cavernicola, 1401 nucleotides long. RefSeq lists its product as uncharacterized. NCBI's taxonomy places the organism in Eukaryota, Fungi, Basidiomycota, Tremellomycetes, Trichosporonales, Trichosporonaceae. Gene Ontology annotation, molecular function: ATP binding; protein serine/threonine kinase activity. Bases 1 to 1401 code for a protein of 466 amino acids. Gene Ontology annotation, cellular component: cytoplasm. The record is from RefSeq and is a predicted model, not a curated record. The transcript has 5 exons. Gene Ontology annotation, biological process: intracellular signal transduction; protein phosphorylation.